Messenger RNA from Paramuricea clavata, 921 nucleotides. The record is from the annotation of a GenBank genome assembly. Lineage: Eukaryota; Metazoa; Cnidaria; Anthozoa; Malacalcyonacea; Plexauridae.
AUGGCGGCAAUCAACUUAAGACGUCUUCUGGCUGUAAAGAACAAUAUAAUUCAUUUGCUGUUGCUGAAAAGACGUCAAAAGCGCUUAAAUAGGUACAAAAAACGGUUCUCAGUUAGACAGAUUUAUGCAGAACGAAAACAGAAAGGCGAAUAUCAUCUUCUUGUCAAAGAACUUAUGCUUCAUGAUCAAGAAUAUUUUUUUAACUGUUUUCGGAUGUCGCCAACUAUGUUUGAACAAUUACUGUCUUGGAUAGGACCACUUCUCCAAAGAGCUACCACUAAAAUGCGUGAGCCAAUUGGCCCUAGCGAGAGACUGUGUGUUUGCUUAAGGUACUUGGUUACUGGUGAUGCCCAAGUUACAAUUGCUGCAAGUUACAGGAUAAGUGCUGCAGUUGUGGGAAGGAUUAUCAAUGAAACUUGUGAACUGUUGUGGAACACUCUGAUCGAAAAAGGUUAUGUUAAGCACCCGUCAACAGAGAAUGAAUGGAAAGUAAUUGCCGAAGAGUUUGAGACUUGUUGGAACUUUCCUCACUGUGUAGGUGCCAUAGACGGUAAACAUGUUUUAAUGCAGGCUCCGGGUAAUUCAGGAUCUGCUUACUUCAACUACAAGAAAACGUUUAGUAUUGUUCUUAUGGCUGUGUGUAAUGCCAAGUAUCAGUUUACUUUAGUCAAUAUUGGAGACAUUGGACGACAAAGCGAUGGUAGUGUCUAUGGUUGCAGUCAUUUAGGUUAUGCCAUUGAGAAUAAUCAACUGAACAUUCCAAGUGAGAGCAAGCUAACUAAUUCAGAGAAAGUUCUGCCAUACGUGUUUAUUGGUGAUGAUGCGUUUGGUUUAAAAACACACAUGAUGAAGCCUGUCCCUUCACAAAACUUACCACCUGACCAACAUGUAUUUAAUUAUAGAUUGUCGCGGGCACGAUGA